CAUCGCCUGUAUGGAGGUAGUUGAUACACAGCGCUGAGAGAGACGUCUCUCUAUUCUCUCACUCACACUCGUUCUCUUACUCUCUCUCGCUUAAAAUCUCCAUCGUUACGACACUCCCACGUGUGUUUGUCGUAACGUGUGGGUCGUAACAGAAGUGGUCGUUCAUGAACUGUGAAUGAUUAAAGUGACCAGUAAGUUGCAGUGGUUACAUUAUAUUAAGUAACGUUAUAAUUAGUUUUUACGAUAAUUAGUGACCCUUCAAGUUUUGAACUGACACUUAACUUCAUGACGUAUCAAAGGCGAUUGGCUAAACUCUGCAUUUUUUUAUAGUGUCCUAAAAAAUUUGGCAAAUCGAAAGUUAAAAAUAGAAAAAAAUCCCGGACUAGAUGAAUAAAUUUGUCACCGCGUUCUGGCGCAAGGACCUAAAUGACGCUCUAUAUGUUUUUUAGGAGCCAGAAUUCAGCAGCGAUACAACAAAACCCUUUCUUCUGAGGAAUCUCACCCAACGGGAGAUUUAGAGAGCAGCCUUGUCAGUCAGACAGGAAGGAAGAACCAGCAACAUUGAUACAAACUAGCUUUGCCACUGAUUGGCAGCACAGAAAUAAUAUUUCCCCCAAUCAGGGUGCCUGGGGAGUUUGCAUUUUCAGUUAACUGAUUCUAACUGAAGUCAUCCCUUGUUUGGACCUGAGAUUUUGCUAACUGGGCCCGAUUUCUCGAUUGGAGGUUUUAUAGGCUCCGUGUUCUGUAGUUUAUUUCUGAUGUUGCGACAGUAUCAGACUCUCUGGCUAGUGGCGACAGCCCUUACCUCCCUGGUGCUGCCAUCUCUUGCUGGCAGCAAGAAGCAACACGAAUCAUCAGGGGAGGUCAUAAUCAAUGCAGAUCCAGUCUGGAACAUCCGCCACGUCCUUCCUCCUCUGGAUCUCCAGAACAACUCAGUUAUCGACGUCAAAGUAAACGUCGGCGAUGUAGCCUAUUUGCCUUGUAGAUUUCCCAAGAUUUCUUCCACGCAUCUACUUGAGGUAUCCUGGAUAAGACGGUCUGACUGGCAUAUCCUGACGACCGGGACUUACUCCUACACAUCUGACGUGAGAUUCAACGUCCUGCAUAAGGAAGGGUCCGACGACUGGACUUUGCAGUUGAAAUACGUAGACAUCAGGGACAAUGGGACGUACGAAUGCCAGUCAUCCACGGGUACGGGUGUCAUGUCCAAGUACGUAAACCUGCACGUGAGCAAACCAAAAGCAACAAUACACGGGCCGCCGGAACUUCACGUGCAAGAAGGCGAGACUGUCUCGCUCGUUUGUGUCAUACAACAGAGUAAACCACCAUUCGUAUUUUGGUAUCACGGCAUUAAUUUGGUCAACAACGAGGACGAGAGGAGCCGAUUCGACGUCGACACAAUGGUCGAAGGAGGAAAGACGACGUCGAGUCUCACAAUUAAAGAAACAAGGUACGACGACUCAGGGAAUUACUCCUGCCUCCCACCGCACGUGGAUCCUGCUUCUGUUAUGGUCUAUGUCACGAAAGGUGACGAAGCGGCAGCCGUCCAAAGACGCGGAGCUUCCUCGGGGAUUUCUGUGGAGCCGCCCUCAGCAUCUUUCAUCCUCUCUGUAUUUGUCAUCUUCAAGAUCUCCAUUCCAAGAAUCCUCUGUGACAGAUGAUAUGCUUUGAAUGAUUACGAAAAGUUUUCUUUAUUUACUUUUAUUUUUGUCUCGAAGCAUCGCCUAUUCCUCCUUUCACAAAAUGUAUUUUCUAAGGGGCUCUAAGGUUCGUUCUCUGUUCCAUCUGUUCGUCUCCCUUUUUAGCAACGGCAUUUUUCUUCGGCUCUUUUGAUGAAUAUUUGAUGGCGAAUGCAGGAGGAUUCCGAGAAAAACAUUAAUUUAUAUCUGCUGACAUUUAGGAAUGAACUUGUUAAUUAAAAGUAUUCUUCUUCUUCUAUUUUAUCAAUUGAUAAUAGCACACACUUCCAUUCGAUUCUUUCCUUUGCUUAUUCACGACGGGCGAUGCCUGAUUGAGUUCUGAAUAACUCAGAGAUGCCGGAGUGAAGCAGAAUUUGAAAUGAUGCGAAACAUCUUAGAAGAGAUACAUGACAUAUGUUUUUCGUCUGUUUGUAUUAUUUAUUUAAAAGGGAACACCCGUGUUAAAAGUAUACUAAAGCCUUUUAAGAAAAUGAGUCUGGUAGCAAGGGAUGAAAAUUCAUGAACGAGUACUGAAAAGGUCAGAGGUAUACCAGUCAUCGCCUUGCUAGAAGGGUGUAUAAUAUUGCUGACUCAAGGAACGUUUAAUAAUACUAAUAAUUAUAAUGGGGGACGUUUGCUAUUUACAAUCCUACUUGUUCUCAAAGGUUAUACUUCUCAAAUCCUCCAACUAAGCUGUCAGGGUGGUCAACUUUCCAUUAGCAUGAAUUUUACCUCAAAAUUAGGAACCAACACUCAAACCUUUUUCACUAUCACAGUUUUAUCUUAUACAUACGGCGUAUAUAUACAUAUCCAUCAACUCUAAUACUCACGCACACAUAAAUAUGCACAAUUGUAUGUAUGUAUGUAUGUAUGUAUGUAUGUAUGUAUGUAUGUAUGUUUGUAUGUAUGUAUGUAUGUA
Macrobrachium nipponense is the source of this 2598-nucleotide messenger RNA. RefSeq names its product zwei Ig domain protein zig-8-like. Gene Ontology annotation, cellular component: neuron projection membrane. Bases 759 to 1661 code for a protein of 300 amino acids. NCBI's taxonomy places the organism in Eukaryota, Metazoa, Arthropoda, Malacostraca, Decapoda, Palaemonidae. Gene Ontology annotation, biological process: synapse organization. The record is from RefSeq and is a predicted model, not a curated record. The transcript is spliced from 10 exons.